Molecule: messenger RNA, 576 nt
Organism: Acanthosepion pharaonis
Lineage: Eukaryota; Metazoa; Mollusca; Cephalopoda; Sepiida; Sepiidae
Source: the annotation of a GenBank genome assembly
AUGAGUGGCCAAGUCUCUCUUUACUGUUUUCUUUUUUUCUUUUUUGAAUUUUCUUUCUUUUUUCUUUCCUUCUUUCUUUCUUUCUUUCUUUCUUUCUUUCUUUCAAUGAUUCUAUCUUUUCUACUUUUUUAUAUCUAUCUAUCUAUCUACUCGAAACAUUAUUUAUUUGUUCAUCUAUUUAUUUAUCAGUCUUGGAAACAUUUCAAAUUUGUUAUCUAUUUAUUUAUCAGUAUAUAUAUCUAUCUAUCUAUCUAUCUAUCUAUCGAAACAUUAUUUAUUUGUUAUCUAUUUAUCUGUCUACUGGAAACAUUAAACUCAAAUCGUUAUCUAUCUAUCUAUUAUCUAUCUAUCUAUCUAUCUAUCUAUCGAAACAUUAUUUAUUUGUUAUCUAUUUAUCUGUCUACUGGAAACAUUAAACUCAAAUCGUUAUCUAUCUAUCUAUCUAUCUAUCUAUCUAUCUACUCGAAACAUUAUUUAAUCAUUUAUCUGUCUACUGGAAACAUUAAACUCAAAUCGUUAUCUAUCUAUCUAUCUAUCUAUCUAUCUAUCUAUCUAUCUAUCUAUCUAUCCAACUGA